AUGUACUCGGACAAUGGUACUACGUUCGCAGGAGCAGACAAGGAGUUGUCGCAAGCGUAUCGAGACGCUCAAAGCGAUGUUAACUUUCUCAACUUUAUCGUGUCAGAUAACAUCACAUGGAGUUUUAUCCCUCCCCAUGCUCCACACUUCGGUGGAUUGUGGGAGGCAGGGGUCAAAAGCGUUAAAUACCACCUUCGUAGGAUAUUAGGAAAUCACACCCUCACUUUCGAGGAACUUACUACCGUGCUUUGUAAAGUUGAAGCAUGCUUAAAUUCAAGGCCCCUGUGCCCAUUGACUGAUUCGAUUGACGAUUUUGAAGUGCUCACUCCGGGUCACUUUUUGAUUGGAUCGGCAAUCACAAUCAAUCCAGAACCUUCUGUUCUGCAAAUCAAUGAAAACAGACUGUCACGGUGGCAGUUGUUGCGACAGAUCACGGAGCGUUUUGGAAGCAUUGGCACGCCGACUAUAUUAACACGCUUCAACAGCGAACUAAGUGGCGAAAGGCAAAGUCACUAUCCAUAUCGGUUCCAUGGUUCUGAUUCAAAAUCCUCUUCUUCCUCCUUGCAAAUGGGAACUCGGACGCGUAAUCCACUGUCAACCAGGCUCUGA
Molecule: messenger RNA, 609 nt
Organism: Nylanderia fulva
Lineage: Eukaryota; Metazoa; Arthropoda; Insecta; Hymenoptera; Formicidae
Source: RefSeq, a predicted model, not a curated record